CCGUUCGCCGUUUGCCGUUCUCCGUGUUCGCCGUUUGCCUUGGUCUCUCCGUUUCCGCCUUGCGAGUCUCCGUCUCCACCUUGCGAGCCUCUGCUCGUCGUGUUCGCUUGCUCUCUCUGUUCGUUUGCUCUCUUUGUUCGCCGUGUCCGCCGUUCGGUCUCCCUGACUCAACCGUGUUCGCUUCACGUUUGGUCUUCCUCGCCCGUGCUUCUCACUCUCCACCGUUCGGUCUCUCCAACUCUCAACCUCUCUCAGGUUCCAUUUCGAUCUCUCUUAUCUCCUCUCAGGUUUGUGAUUGUAGGUGGAGGCAAUGCUGCAGGUUACGCUGCUAACACUUUCGUCGAACAUGGAAUGGCUGAUGGUAGGCUCUGCAUUGUGACCAAAGAGGCUUAUGCACCUUAUGAGAGACCAGCUUUGACGAAAGGCUUACUUGUUUCCCCCGGAAAAGAAGUCUGCUCGUUUACCAAGUGGCUGUUGAUCAGGAGGAAGGAACUCGAGGGGUCCUUUCUCACACACUUCAUAAAUCGAAGAAAACUGCCACCUGUAAGAAGGAAGCUAUUGUAAUUUUAAUCUCUUAACUUGGGAGGUUGGCUUCUCAAUGGCGAGAUAUAAAAUGCAGGGAGUCGGCGAAGAAAGUGCAAAGGAGAAGAAGCGAAAAGCAGAACUUGAAGAUAGCGGCAGUGACGGUUGUCUGAGCGUUAAGAAGACGAAGAAGAGGAAAAAGAAAACACACAAGGUUGAGAUUGGCGAUGAAGUUUGUGGGAUGGAUGAAACUGCUACUGGUGAUGAAGGUUUGGUGGAAGCGGAUGUUGAGAAUAAACCAGGGCGACUGGAUGGAACAUGUAUUGAAAAAGACGUGAAGUCAACAGAGGACAGCAGCAAGAAGAAGAAAAGGGGCAAGAAUAAAACCAGAGAGGAUAGUAGCAUGAGAAAGAAGAAGAAGAAGAAAGACAAGAAGAAAGUAAGUGAUAUCGAGGCAAGUGAGAGCUCCAAGAAAGACAAGACAAGUGAAGCAGAUCAAAGGGAUGACACGCCUGUGGAAAGCACUGAUGGUUGUAGUGGUGUUACCAGCAGGAAGAAGAGAGAGAAAAAGCGGAAUAGCGAUUUGGGAGCUGACCAAAGCUUAGAGAAUUCCGACAAGGAGAGGAAAAAGAAACGCAAGAGGAAACAUAAUGACGAGUCAGGGGCUGAAAAUAACACCUUGGAAACUGAGAGGAGCGCAAAGAAGAAAAAGAAGAAAAAGCAGGAGCAAACUAAGAACGCAGAGCCUGAAACUCCGUCAUCAAGUAAAAGCGCCAAAAGGGUGACAUUUUCUGAUCAAGUGGAUAUGUUUCCAUUAUCUGACGGCGGAGUGUCUGAGGAUGAAUUCAAAGAAGAUGAAGGAAAUGUUGAGUUGAUGAUGGGCAAACGGUUCUCAAAAGAAGAAGACGAGUUGGUUAAGGCAGCUGUUCAAGAAUACAUAGAUAACCAUGGGUUAGCAGAAGAAGGUUUAAACAUGGUUAUGAAAUGCAAGUCAAUCCCAAAAGUUAAAAACUGUUGGAAAGAAAUAGCAGCUGCAUUACCUUGGAGGACACGGUCAAGCGUAUAUUACCGAGCUCAUAUCCUGUUUGAAGGAGAUCCCAAGAGAUCAUGGACUCCGGAACAGUUGGAACUCGUCAAAAACUUUGCGGAGAAACAUGGGUCGGACUGGAAAACGCUCGCUGAAGUAAUGGGAAAACACAGGUGGCACGUGAAAGACGCAUGGAGGAGAAUCAAAUUCCCGAACAUGAACAAAAUCCGAUGGUCUCGAGAGGAAUACCAAACCCUGUUUGAUCUGGUGAACAUCGAUCUGAGAACAAAAGCACUGCAGGAGAAGAAAUCAAAACAUGGGAUGCUUCGGGACAAUAUCCCAUGGACAGCGAUAAGCGAGCAGCUUGGAACAAGGUACCAUUCGAGUUGCUGUCGUAAAUGGUACAACCAACUUACAUCUCCGAUGGUUGCAGAGGGAAUAUGGGAUAAUUCGGAUGAUUACCGUCUCUUGGACGAGCUCACGGAACUUGACGCUGCUUGUAUGGAAGACGUUGAUUGGGAUGACCUCUUGGAGAACCGAUCAGGCGAGCUAUGCAGAAAGAGAUGGGACCAAAUGGUUCGACACAUCGGUGUGCCUGGGACCAAAUCAUUUUCCGACCAAGUUGAGAUUUUGGUUGGUUGAGGAUAGAGAAGCGUUCGAUAACAGGCUGUAUGAUGAUGGCAAAGAUGGUGAUAAAGGUUGUUGAUUUCAAGUUAAAAGAAGCAUAAAUCUUGUAAAAGAGUAAAUCCCGAGAGAUUGAUUUAUUGACACUAUUAAGUUGAUGAACCCACCACUGGUAAGGGAUCUCUCAACAUAUUUUAGAUCUACCGUUCCGAUUAUUAGUCACAACAUUGUGUGUGUGUGUAUAUAUAUAUAUCACAGGACAUUGAUUUCUGUUGGAAUAGAAGGAGAUAUUCUUGCAAUA
Messenger RNA from Tarenaya hassleriana, 2474 nucleotides. Its product is annotated as RNA polymerase I termination factor-like. The record is from RefSeq and is a predicted model, not a curated record. The transcript has 9 exons. Lineage: Eukaryota; Viridiplantae; Streptophyta; Magnoliopsida; Brassicales; Cleomaceae. Bases 599 to 2191 code for a protein of 530 amino acids.